AUGACUUUCUUUCCUCUGUUUAUAAUUGUAAUAGAUGUUGGACACUUUGACUCCAAGUAUGUUAUACAGAAACGCAGUGAUUUUUUGCAAAAGGCAAAACUAUGUGUUCGAAGAAUUGUGGAGAGGAGGAUAUUUACCAGUGGUAAAGAUGAAAUUGGGUUGAUUGUACUUGGUUCUGACAAGACACAGAAUCCACUUGAUUACCCAAAUGUUAGUGUGGAAUUUCCUCUUGCACUACCUACAUGGCAGAUGAUAUCCUUUGUGGAGAAAUCUUUACAUGAAAGUGAAAUAAAAAGAGAUUGGAUAGAUGGUGUUGUUGUUGGCAUGCAAGUCUUGAAAGAUGAGCUAGAUUUCUUUAGAAUAAUUUGCUGUUUCACGGGUGCCUUGAAGGAAAUAAAAGAUCUCGAAAGUGUCUUAAUGACAACCGAUGGCCUCAUGUUGACAAGACAGCUGGUUGCCUUGCAGAGGGCAGGGCUUGACGGUCUGAACAUCAGCUUAGACACCCUGCAGUCCCAACGCUACAACCAGAUCACGAGGAGGAAAGGCUGGGCGCGUGCCAUGGCUGGCAUAGAUCUAGCCUUGCAACUUGAAUACGACCUUGUGAAGAUAAAUUGUGUUGUAAUGCGAGGUUUUAAUGAAGAUGAAGUGUGCAGUUUUGUGGAGUUAACAAAAGAGAAAAAUGUUGAUGUAAGAUUUAUCGAGUACAUGCCUUUCAGCGGCAACAAAUGGAAUGAUGGGAAGAUGGUCUCAUUUAGUGAAAUGGUCCAAAUAAUUAGAAAGCAGUGGCCUAAUUUUGAUCCUCUGCCCAAUGGGCCCAAUGAUACCUCAAAGGUACGUGCAGUAUUACUGUUUUUAAGAAAUGUGGGUUUCAUGACAAGUGUAAUUGAACACUUCUGUGGCACGUGCAACCGUUUACAGAUAACAGCUGAUGGCAAUUUGGAGGUGUGUCUCUUUGGGUAUUCAGAGAUAUCUCUCAGAGAUGCAAUACGAAGCAAAUGCAGUGAGGAUGACUUGCUUGCCAUGAUUGGGGCAGCAGUGAGAAGAAAGAAGAAAUACCAUAAAAAAUCCCCAUUUGCAGCUGAGGACUUUCUUGAUCUCAGGCACAUCCUAUGUGGAGCAGCUGCAGUCACUACUGUGCUCCUUUUUGCCAUAGAGGGUGGAUCUCCUGUUGGUGAGGUUUCUACACUGUCGGCUUGUACACUUGAUCCUGUGGGGGUUGGUGUUGCUGUUUCUGCUAUUGAUGACUGUUCUUCCUCCUUAAAUGCUGCUGCUUCACAAGAUUUAUCAAGAGUGGUGAUAACAUCAAUUUGUGACAAUAAAUCUUUGUCAUGUGCAAUCUAUAAUACUGUUGUUCCAUUUGUAAUAAACAAUUUCUUUGAUGCUGUUUUCCCAAAUAAGCCUAAAUUUUACUGUUAUUCACAUGGACAGAGGCAGAAUUAUGAAGAGUUCUUUGUUACAGCUUGUAUUUUUGUUCCAGGUGGCCCUGAACUUGAUGGCUGUAGUGAUGUCGUGAAGGCACAAAGUCGGAAGUUGUUAAACCUUCAGAAACAAGAUUUUCAAAAGUAUUUCUUCUCAGAUACCAAUAUUUCGCCCCUGUUUGUGUCGGAUACACAGAUGUCUCAGUUGUUGUCACGUAAUUUGAGUGUAGUGACUGAAUCUAGAAAACAGUUUCUUUUGCUUCCCUGUGCCCCAAGCAUUAUGUGCAAUGCAGGACUCCUAACAAAACAAACACACAGAGCACAGCCCUCUGUCUUCUCUUGCCGUUUCUGCAGUUUGGGAGCACAGUCCGAAAGUCGGACUCAUGUUGACCGGUCUGGCAGGGCAAAAAUGGUCAACGUGGGUUCGAAGCUGGUGACAGAACGGACUGCUACAGCACGAGCAAAGGUUUUUGUGGGACCCGAACUGAUGAAACUCAUACGAGAAAAUGGCCUGAAGGUACUUAGCGUUGCUCGCCUGGCGGGAAUUGUGGGGUCCAAGCAGACGUCCAGCCUUAUCCCUCUGUGUCAUAACAUAUCUUUAUCCUCUGUGGCUGUGGACAUUGAACUGGACUCUGCUCUCAACUGUGUGAUUAUAACUGGCACGGCAAAGUGUAGAGGGCAGACGGGCAUGGAGAUGGAAGCUCUCGCUGCUGUAUCGGUGUCUGCCUUAACAGUGUACGAUAUGUGCAAAGCUGUGAGUCAUGACAUUGUGAUAUCUGAAAUAAUGCUUCUGGCCAAAAGUGGGGGAACUAGAGGAGACUUCCACCGGACAUGA
Molecule: messenger RNA, 2253 nt
Organism: Schistocerca americana (American grasshopper)
Lineage: Eukaryota; Metazoa; Arthropoda; Insecta; Orthoptera; Acrididae
Exons: 11
Coding region: 1-2253 (750 amino acids)
Biological process (GO): Mo-molybdopterin cofactor biosynthetic process
Molecular function (GO): GTP 3',8'-cyclase activity; cyclic pyranopterin monophosphate synthase activity; 4 iron, 4 sulfur cluster binding
Source: RefSeq, a predicted model, not a curated record